AUUCUGCGCGAGAUCUGUGUCGGCGUAAAAAACAUGUCGGCGUUCAAGAGAAAACGUGGAGGACAGGCUCCUGGAAAUAAAAAAGCAAAGAAAGCAAAAUUUGUAGCAGAUACAAGUGAAGCACCGAAAGAAAAUGAACAGGAGAAGACACAUGAAAUUACAGUUCCAGCACCGGUUUCACAGGGCAAAUGGAAAAACAAGGAAAGGGUUCUAAUUUUCUCCUCAAGAGGCAUCAACUACAGAACAAGACACAUGAUGCAGGACCUGAGGACCAUGAUGCCUCAUUCAAAAGCAGAUACAAAGAUGGACAGAAAGGACAAGCUGUUUGUUGUUAAUGAGGUGUGUGAGAUCAAAAACUGCAACAAAUGCAUCUUCUUUGAGGCCAAGAAGAAGCAGGACCUCUACAUGUGGGUUGCAAACAGCCCUCAUGGACCUUCUGCAAAGUUUCUGGUUCAAAACAUUCACACACUGGCUGAACUCAAGAUGACAGGAAACUGCCUCAAGGGAUCCAGGCCGCUGCUGUCCUUCGAUCCUACAUUUGACUCGGAACCUCACCUUGCUGUACUGAAGGAGCUCUUCACCCAGACCUUUUCCACCCCGCGGUACCACCCUAAGAGUCAGCCCUUUGUGGACCACGUCUUUACAUUCACCAUUAAUGACGACAGGAUAUGGUUCAGAAACUACCAGAUCAUGGAGGAGGACGCCGCUCUUGUGGAGAUCGGCCCUCGCUUUGUUCUCAACCUCAUCAAGGUCUUCCAGGGGAGCUUUGGAGGACCUACGCUCUUUGAAAACCCCAACUUCACAUCUCCUAACAUGCACCGGAGACAGAUCCGACUAGCCGCGGCAGCCAGAGUGCGUGAGAAGCAGAUGGUGAAGGAGUUGCAGAAACUGAAGCGAGCUGGAACAAAGGAGGACGUGACUAUAGAUGUUACAGCUGACGUCUUCCUGACACCGGCUGAUGAGACGCCGGUUCUCAUUCAAACGGAAGCGCCUGAGCCCAAAGUAGUGAAGAAAAACAAACACAAAGCUUUCAAAAGGCAAAGGAUGGCACGCAAAUAACUGGAUGGACUGGAAUACGCUGAGUGAAUGGCUUACUGUUGCCAUGGUUCAAUGUUGCCUCCAGUAAAUGUGGUGAUGCAACAUUGCAGUCAUGAUUAAAGUCCGAUAUGAGUUUUUUGUUAGCAUACAAGAAGAUUUUAUGUACAACUUUUCAUUUAAUUAUCAGUGACGGUAUUGGAGGAUACUGGCCUGCACAUGUUUUGUUUAAUAUCUGUUGGCAUAUUUUAUAUUAUACUCCCUCACUCUGAAAUACUGUGUAAACUGUAGCUGGCCAUUGGAGUCUCAGCUUUAACAAUACUGCAAACAAUGUUUCCAUGCCUUUUUGAUAAAAGUAAAUAUUCCAUCAGUGUAAAAAAAACAGUAUUGAUUUUGAGUGACUAAAGUUGUUUUCUAUGUCAUGAAAAUUAAACAAUUUAAACCUA
Notothenia coriiceps (black rockcod) is the source of this 1481-nucleotide messenger RNA. It is a transcript of the gene brix1, whose product is annotated as brix domain containing 2. The transcript is spliced from 10 exons. Gene Ontology annotation, biological process: rRNA processing; ribosomal large subunit assembly. The record is from RefSeq and is a predicted model, not a curated record. Gene Ontology annotation, cellular component: nucleolus. The coding region runs from base 34 to 1059 and encodes 341 amino acids. Gene Ontology annotation, molecular function: rRNA binding. Lineage: Eukaryota; Metazoa; Chordata; Actinopteri; Perciformes; Nototheniidae.